CAAGAGACUUCUGUAUACCAAUCUUUUGUGACCAGAGUUUUGAAAUGCUGCAUGUACUUUCUUAUGUCUUGUGUGUUCCUUCAUAUCAUUUUUGUUCUCUAUGGAGCACCACUAAUAGAGUUGGUGUUGGAAACAUUUUUAUUUGCAGUUAUUUUGUCUACUUUUACUACAGUACCUUGCUUAUGUUUGUUAGGACCAAACCUCAAAGCAUGGCUAAGAGUUUUCAGUAGAAACGGAGUUACAUCCAUUUGGGAGAAUAGUCUUCAGAUCACUACAAUUUCUAGCUUUAUAGGAGCAUGGCUUGGAGCAUUUCCUAUUCCACUGGAUUGGGAAAGACCAUGGCAGGUGUGGCCCAUCUCCUGUACACUUGGAGCGACCUUUGGCUACGUGGCUGGCCUCGUGAGCUCACCACUCUGGAUAUACUGGAAUAGAAAGCAACUUACAUACAAGAACAAUUAAGAGGAGAAAGGGGAGGAGAUAUUUCUUUGUGCAGAUUCCAUAAGGGCUGUGCAGAAAUGUGUCUGGUCAAAGCCAAGCAGUUCCAUUUACAGCACUGUUGUUUUUUCAAUGUCGUUUCAACAUGAUGUGAUUGUAGCUUUUUAACUAUGAAACCCCUGAGAGAUUGUACCUUCUAGUUGAAAUAAAGUAUUUAGAGUA
This is a messenger RNA of Peromyscus maniculatus bairdii (prairie deer mouse), 657 nucleotides long. The record is from RefSeq and is a predicted model, not a curated record. NCBI's taxonomy places the organism in Eukaryota, Metazoa, Chordata, Mammalia, Rodentia, Cricetidae.